Messenger RNA from Heteronotia binoei (common prickly gecko), 762 nucleotides. RefSeq names its product granzyme A-like. Gene Ontology annotation, biological process: proteolysis. Gene Ontology annotation, molecular function: serine-type endopeptidase activity. The transcript is spliced from 5 exons. The record is from RefSeq and is a predicted model, not a curated record. The coding region runs from base 1 to 762 and encodes 253 amino acids. Lineage: Eukaryota; Metazoa; Chordata; Lepidosauria; Squamata; Gekkonidae.
AUGAGUGUUCUCUUUGUCUUCUCCUUCUCUGCUGCCAUUCUAUUCCUUGGAAUGCACAGAGGUCACUGUGGAGAAAUCGUGAGAGGGAGACUGUCAAUUCCACAUUCAAGACCCUACAUGGCAGCCAUAGUUAAAGGAAAUGCUAUCCACUGUGGAGGAACUUUGAUCCAAAAAAACUGGGUGCUAACAGCAGCUCAUUGUCACAUAAAUAUUGGAGACAAAGUUAUCCUUGGUGCUCAUUCGCUAUCUAAAUAUGAGAAACAAAAGCAGGUGUUUCAAGUUACCAGAGUGAUUCGUCACAGAUAUUAUAUCCCCAAAACACUUGAAAAUGACAUUAUGCUUUUGAAGCUUAAUAAAUGUGCAACGAUCACUAGAAGUGUGAGAACCAUUCAGCUUCCCAGAACUAAUAAAGAUGUCAGACCAGGCACACACUGUCUAGCAGCCGGAUGGGGAAGAACAGAGUCAGAGUGGCCGUCUGAUGUGCUGCAGGAAAUUAAUGUCACUAUUGUGGACAGACGCAAGUGCAACUAUAACCAUCGAAUAACAACUAAUAAACUGUGUGCUAUUGUCAGGAACUUAAAUGGAGGCGUCUGUAGAGGUGACUCUGGUGGCCCUUUGAUAUGUGAAAGAAUACAAAGAGGCAUCACUUCUUAUAUUGCAGAUAAUAUGAGAUGUGGUGUUCUUAGGCGCAAAGCCCCAGAUGUCUAUACUCGCCUCACAAAGGAUCACGUAGUCUGGAUUAACAAUAUAACACGGGGAUGA